AUCAUGUGGUCCAUCAUCAUUCAUAUUGCUCAAAAUUCACUCAAUCAUGUCUUGCAAAGAUUAAUAAUUUUUUAUUUUUUUUAUAUACAUCUUUUUUUUUUAAGCUUUGCCAGGGUAGUUAGUAGGUGAGUGUGAAUUUUUUCUCGUGAUGUAUAUUCCUUAAUUUAGCUUGCUUGAUUAGAUAUGGUAGAAAAAAUCAUCACCAAAUAAAAAGAUAUGGUAGAAAUAUAAUUCUGUAAAAAAUAAUUUCUAAAAUUAAAGCCCGGCCCAAAUAAAAUAAAACCUUGGUUACUUGUUUGAUAUUUUCUUGUGUUAACGUUCAAAGUUGUUGUCCAUUCAAUCAAAAGAAGAAUGAAUUUCCAGCGUGAAUCGAUCACCAACCUUACCAAGGUUUCUUUGACAAUGGCCAAACACUUGUUCUCAAAAGAACAAUAUAAAGAAAAGAACGUCGUGUUUUCGCCAUUGUCACUCCAGGUUGUGCUUAGCAUCAUCGCUGCUGGCUCCGACGGUCCAACACAACAACAGCUUCUCGACUUUCUCCAAUUUGAAUCUGUCGACCAACUCAAAUCUUUGUCCUCUCAACUUGUUUCAUAUGUGCUCGCCGAUGCUACUCCUGCAGGCGGACCUCAGCUGUCCUUUGUCAAUGGUACGUGGGUUGAACAGUCACUUCUUCUUCAACCUUCUUUCAAAAAAAUUGUGGCUAAUGAUUUCAAAGCCACUAUUGCCUCAGUUGAUUUUCGCAACAAGGCUCCUCAAGUGCGAGAAGAAGUGAAUUUAUGGGCAGAAAAAGAGACUAAUGGUCUUAUAAAAAAUCUACUUCCACGUGAUGCAGUUGAUAGCUUAACUAAGUUCAUCUUUGCAAAUGCACUAUACUUCAAAGGAACGUGGUCAAGGGAGUUUGAUACUUCAAAAACGAAAGACUAUGAUUUUCAUCUUCUCAAUGGCCACUCAAACAAGGUUCCUUUCAUGACUAGCUCCAAAGAACAAUUUAUUAGAAGCUUUGAUGGUUUUAAAGUCCUUCGUCUUUUUUAUAAGCAUGGCGAUUAUUUAUAUAUGCAAAAAGAUAAGCGUUAUUUCUCUAUUUACAUUUUUCUUCCUGAUGCAAAAGAUGGGUUGUUAGCUUUGACUGAGAAAGUAGUUUUCGAAUCUAAUUUUUUGGAAGAUACGUGUCCUCAAAAACUAGUGACAGUAGGUGACUUCAGAAUUCCAAGAUUCAAUGUUUCUUUUGAGCUUGAAAGUUCUAAUAUGCUGAAAGAGUUAGGAGUGGUUUUACCUUUCUCUGAGGGAGGUUUGACAAAAAUUGUGGACUCUCAUGUGGAUCAAAACCUUUAUGUUUCUGAGAUAUACCACAAGUCUUUUAUUGAAGUAAAUGAAAAAGGAACUAAAGCUGCUGCGGCAACCAGUGCUACAAUGAGGUGCGGAUGUGCUAGGAUUACCGAACCUCCGCCGCCUCCGGUAGACUUUGUAGCUGACCACCCUUUCUUAUUUUUGAUCAGAGAAGAUUCGUCUGGAACGGUACUCUUUAUUGGACAAGUACUCAAUCCUCUUGUGGGGUGAUCUUAACUUCUCAUUCUAGAAUAAAUUGGAUUACUCCUAGAUUAUGAGGAAAACUUUGUUUUUUUAAUAAGAAUUAAUAUAUACUUUUGUUUAUGUAGUUUA
Molecule: messenger RNA, 1659 nt
Organism: Trifolium pratense (red clover)
Lineage: Eukaryota; Viridiplantae; Streptophyta; Magnoliopsida; Fabales; Fabaceae
Product: serpin-ZX-like
Exons: 2
Coding region: 352-1557 (401 amino acids)
Molecular function (GO): serine-type endopeptidase inhibitor activity
Source: RefSeq, a predicted model, not a curated record